CAACAUGAGUGAAAAACCUACAAAGCAAAAGUUAUGGGGAGGAAGAUUCACAGGAAAGACUGAUCCAUUAAUGCAUGCGUUCAAUCAGUCAUUAAAGUAUGAUCAGCGAAUGCAUGCUGCCGAUAUUCGUGGAUCGAUCGCGUAUGCCAAGUCGCUCACCAAAGUCGGUAUACUGACACAAGAUGAAGAAACAAAAAUCACGGAGGGGUUAGCAGUUGUUGGGCAAGAGUGGGCUAGUGGAACGUUUCAACCUGCUCCAGAUGAUGAAGACAUCCAUACAGCUAACGAACGACGCCUGAGUGAACUCAUUGGCCCCUUGGGCGGAAAGCUACAUACGGGCCGGUCGCGAAACGAUCAAGUCGCAACGGAUAUGCGUAUUUGGCUUCUGGACGAGGUGAAGGAAAUUGAAGCUGGUCUCUGUGCGCUCAUUCGUGUGAUGGUUGAACGUGCCGAUAGAGAAGUCGAUUAUCUCAUGCCUGGAUAUACGCAUCUUCAGCGCGGCCAACCCAUUCGAUGGUCCCACCUCCUUCUCUCCCAUGCAUUCUCGUUUCGCUCGGACCUUGAACGUCUCCGCCAGCUGAUACCGCGCAUCUCUGUACUUCCGCUGGGGUCUGGCGCUCUCGCGGGCAACCCUUUCUGUGUCGAUCGCGAUUUUCUCGCGGCUGAACUAGGAUUCCAGUCCGUAGCAGAAAACAGCCUCUGGGGCGUCGGGGACCGGGACUUCAUCAUCGAAUUUAUGAUGUGGGCAAGCUUGACCACAACUCAUCUCAGUCGGAUGUCAGAGGACUUCAUCAUCUACUCUACGGCUGAGUUUGGAUUCAUCACGUUGAGCGAUGCUUAUAGCACAGGGUCGAGUAUGAUGCCCCAAAAGAAAAACCCCGAUUCCUUGGAACUCCUGCGAGGUAAAUCUGGUCGUGUUUUUGGCAACGCUGCCGGAUUCAUGAUGACCUACAAGGGUCUUCCUUCGACAUACAACAAGGAUCUGCAGGAAGAUAAAGAACCCCUCUUCGACACGGUCAGCACGGUUGCUGCAUGUUUCCGGAUAGCAGAGGGCGUCAUCGCAACCCUUGACGUACAUCCUCAAAGAAUGCGGCAAGCGUUGACAAUGGACGUCCUCGCCACUGACCUGGCUGAUUAUCUUGUGCGCAAAGGAAUUCCUUUCCGGGAGACGCAUCAUAUAUCAGGGCGAGCUGUCGCGCUGGCUGAGUCGAGAAAGUGUCAGCUCAAUGAGCUUACCUUGGGCGAUUUUAAGAGUCUGUCUGACAAGUUCAGCGAUGAUGUCCACCAGAUAUUUGAUUUUGAAGCCAGCGUGGAAAGGAGGCAGGCGAUAGGAGGGCCAAGCAGGAUCAUGAUCAAACGUCAGGUGUCUGUCUUACUCGCAGCUCUAGGAUCAUAGAUUUUGACAGCUGUAUCUGUGAUAUUUCGUUAAGUUCGGAAUGGAUGUUCCAUCUUUGAGCGGUGGGCGCUUGAAUAGCGCAUGUCGC
Messenger RNA from Heterobasidion irregulare TC 32-1, 1484 nucleotides. RefSeq lists its product as uncharacterized. The record is from RefSeq and is a predicted model, not a curated record. Gene Ontology annotation, cellular component: cytosol. Bases 5 to 1396 code for a protein of 463 amino acids. Gene Ontology annotation, molecular function: argininosuccinate lyase activity. Lineage: Eukaryota; Fungi; Basidiomycota; Agaricomycetes; Russulales; Bondarzewiaceae. The transcript has 8 exons.